AUGGUGAUAUGGGUUUUUCAAUGGAUUUUGGAUACGGUGUUCUGGAAAGAUUUUGCCAGAACGAACAGAAACAGAGAGGUUUUAGGGAUUUUUCAAUGUGGGUUUGACCGGAGCAGUCAAAGAGACGAUUGUGGUUGCCUAGCCGGAGCUCCAGCGAGAUCUGGUCACCGAAACGGAGCUCUCCGUGCAGUUUCUCUCAAUCGCCGACCCCUUUCCCCUCUCAAACUUCUCUUAAUUUCGCUCAACUUCACUGCGUGUGUGCGUGAUGUAACUUCACUGCGUGUGUACGUGAUGUUGGAGACUUUGGAGAUAUCUUAUAAUUCACUUCAAGGAAACAUUCCAGAAGGUAUCGGAAAUCUUCACAACAUGAAAGUGCUAUCUAUACAAGGUAAUCAACUUAAAGGUUCUAUACCUUUCACAAUUUCCAAUAUUUCAAGAAUCGAAGUCAUUGCACUUGCAACCAAUAACUUAUCAGGAGAUCUUCCCAAUGGUUUAUGCAAUGGUAUCCCAAUAAUCAAAGGGAUUUUUUUAUCCACAAACGAGCUUCGAGAUCAUAUGCCUACAAGCUUAUCAAGUUGUUCUCAACUUCAAAUUUUGUCUUUAUCAUAUAAUGAGUUUGAUGGUCCAAUAAAUAGUGAAAUUGGAAGAUUGAGUAACUUGCAGAUAUUAGAACUCGGAACCAACCAUUUCUCUGGGAUAAUUCCACAAGAAAUUGGAAAUCUUGUUAAUUUGGUACAGUUAGCCAUGGAGGAUAAUCAGAUUACUGGUGAAAUACCCAAUGAGAUAAGCAAUCUCGUUGAGUUAGAGGAAUUAGUUCUUGGGGAUAAUGGAUUUAGUGGUUCACUUGAUGUGGAAAUCUUCAACAUAUCCGGGCUGAGAGUGAUUUCUCUUUCGGUCAACAAUCUAUCAGGAAGCCUCCCACCAAACAUGGGUUCUAUCUUACCCAACAUUGAAGAGCUUUAUCUGAGGAACUUAACCAAUCUUGUUGGGACUAUUCCUCAUUCCAUCUCCAAUUGUUCCAAACUUACUAUUCUUGAGCUUUCAAACAACAAAGUCACCGGCUUGAUUCCCAACUCACUUGGAUAUUUGACUCGUCUACAGUUUCUAAAUUUAGGGGGAAACAAUUUAACCAGCGACUCAUCAUUAAGCUUCCUGACUUCCUUAACCAAUAGCAGAAAUUUAAUAGUUCUUGAUAUGUUUUUCAACCCUCUAAAUGGCAUGCUUCCUGCCUCCGUGGGGAACCUUUCCACAUCUCUUUUAAAGUUUCACGCCAACAGUUGUAAAAUCAAAGGGCGAAUUCCAAAUGAAUUUGGGAACUUAAGCAGCUUAUUGUUCCUUGAUAUUUCUGAAAACAAUUUCGUUGGAUUGAUUCCCACAACAAUUGGAAACUUGAGAAACCUUCAGCGCUUCAUCUAG
Messenger RNA from Capsicum annuum, 1416 nucleotides. RefSeq names its product LRR receptor-like serine/threonine-protein kinase RGI5. The transcript has 4 exons. NCBI's taxonomy places the organism in Eukaryota, Viridiplantae, Streptophyta, Magnoliopsida, Solanales, Solanaceae. The record is from RefSeq and is a predicted model, not a curated record. Gene Ontology annotation, molecular function: protein binding. The coding region runs from base 1 to 1416 and encodes 471 amino acids.